AUGCUAUUUCUUCGUCGCCGUUUCUUCACGGCCAAGAUGGAGGAAGGCGAUGAUGCGCUUUCGCACAUUAACAAGAUAAAGACACUGGUGGAACAACUCGACGGGGUGGGUGCAUCAGUCAGCGAAGACGACCUGGUGUAA
Molecule: messenger RNA, 141 nt
Organism: Peronospora matthiolae
Lineage: Eukaryota; Oomycota; Peronosporomycetes; Peronosporales; Peronosporaceae
Source: the annotation of a GenBank genome assembly